AUGACUGCACCGUCUGUCCACGAAUAUGCCCGUUUCCAUGGCCUUGCUAUUGACCAUACCGCAGACGAUCUCCUGGAAAACAUCUCCCACAUACCGCUGCGAGAAGCUGACGAAGACCAACAGCUGCCAGACCCGGAUUUCUCGGUCUUCGCUGACGAAUCCAGAGAGGCAAAGUUGCAGCUCACCCGCCACGAAGGCGCCGUACUGGCCGAGAGUAUCCUAGACAAUCACUCUAUCGUGAACUGGAGCAACUUCCUGCCAGAACGUCACCGUGUGCAAAACCUGAAAUUUGAGGAGCCGUUGCUUACCGGGGACAACAAAUAUGAUGUUGGGCGUUUCAGGCGCGAAGCAUCGCGUCAGGUUGAUACCGAACACUUGUUCGAGACUUGCUCCUUGAUCAGUUCUGCAUCAGGAGAGGACUACGAAGAUGAGUGGAAUGAUAUCCAGUCCGGCCGGGCGUCGAGGGAGGUCGAACAAGAGCUGGAAGAUGAAAGAUGGCAUACCACAAAAGAGGCGCUGGCACACUUGUCCGUGUCACUGAAGGACACAUUGGACGAGGACUCAAAAGCCACCAUAUUCCACAACCUUGUCCCCGCAGUGACACCGCGACCGAGAUCUCUAACACCCUUGUUGAUGCCAGAAUCACCAGCGCCACAAAGCCCGUCCUUUCCCGACCUAGACUUUCCGCUACGGUCUGAAGAAUGCAUUGACUGGGACAGUCUUCUGCUUCAACUCGACAGGGAGAUGAAGAAGAAGGACCGAAUACCGUCCGAAGAGAUCGACGGCACGGGUCCAUCAAUAGCCAAAGAGCUCCUGAUGGAGGUUCAGGACGAGGCCCAUUUGGAGUGUGAAGAGGAUUUGCAGGUGGAAGCAGUCUGUGCAUCAUUCGACAAGGAUCGCCAAGCGAGGAAGGACCUCGAGAAUCUGCACCUUGAUGUGCCAAUAAUUUCAUCGUCCUCUCAAUCAGAGCGUUCAAGCAACGCGACAGUCACAUUACCGUCUCCUUGUGAGCGUGUACAAGCCUCUAGCGCACUGGAGCCUCCAGCCACAGUAUCAAGUAGGCUCGGCCUCGAAAUUCAGCCCGAAUCAACUAACAAACAAGGCGCGAUCAACGAACAUGAGUUAGGUCCUGUUCAGGAAAUAACGUUAUCCCCAACGAUAAGGUCUGAAGAAGAUGAGAUUGGGACAAUAGAGGAUGAGCUAGAUGAAGAGCUGCUCAAGUUCGCCGAGAAUGCGGAGAAAGAGAUAGAUGCCCGCUUGAGAGGUGACAAAAUCAGCACUCCAGAGGAGUGCUUCAAACUACAAGUGCCUCUCUUGGAGCCCUUUUCGGUUGUGUCACCAUGUAGUGACCAGGGAACUGAGCUUCUCAUGCACAAGCUUAGAGAUAUGUGCUUGCUCCCCCCGAAUUCGAGACCUUCGGAGCAUGACGAGAAACUAAAUUGGUCUCCCUUUCCAACCCGAUUCACCAGGCUGGAAGUUGUCGACAGUAUAGGAGAUGAUAGCAACAUCUGCAGACUUGUGUGCCCUCCAGAAGGAGUUGUCAGGAGUGAGCAACUGCUUUGGAAACCACCUGGGCUCCGCAUCCUCGACAAGAACGACGACAGCGACAGUGAAAUAGAAGAGGACCUUGACUUACACGAAGACAUGUCUAAAGUGGUCGAGCCCGUCGUGCCCUUGAAGAGACCUAGUCAGGCGCCGGAUUCGAGCCGAAAGUCGCCAACCAAGAAUUCUCGUACAAUGCAGUCUAAAGAAGUCCAAAAUAUGGUACCACACAAGACCAGCCGUGGUUUGAGUGGUUUCUCAGCGUCUCAUGCGCUGGAGGCAUUUCUUGAUCUACGAGGAGCAAAGUUCAAGAGAGUUGCACCACCAAAACACCCUUCGACAGAUGAACUCGCAGACGAUCCCAUCCAGGCGACCCAGUCUGAAGGGGGAAAUCAUGCCAUCUUGGAAGGCGGUCAGUUCUCACAGCCAUCAGAAGCACUGGCAGAGUUAAGCCCCUCUACCAUCCAGGUACCGUCAACACCGGCCGAAGCAGCACACACCAGUGGAAACGACGACCCUUACUCACUUCUGGAGUUAAAGUGGUCCAGGGCAAUUUUGGUCGAGACAGCAACUCUCCAGAAAUGUCCUUCGCUUUUCAGUUUUCUUGAAACAAAAGGCGGCAAUCAGCUUAACAUGAUAUACCGAGAAAUGAGCAGAUCCGACCGCAGUACACCUCCUUCUGUAUCUCCUGACAUCAUUUUGAAUCCGAGGGCGGCUCUCAUAUUUACAAAUAUGCAGGCCUUGAACCAGAAAAGUCUGCCUGGACAGGGGAUCCAAGCAGGCCAAGGCAUGGUUCAAAGCAGGAUCCUGGGACUCACGCACGACUACACUCAACUGUUCAUCCUGAUCACAAUGACAGGCCCCGAGGAUAGUUUGUUGAAGUCACAAAUCGACACAAUGACCACUUUUACAGGGUUUUGUGCCAAUAUCUCUAGUCACCAUGGUCUCAAUGUUGACCUGGAAUUUGACACUGUCAAUCUCAUCAACGAAGAGACACUGUGGGAGCGAUUCUUGAGAAUGGCCGGGCUGAAUCCCAUGGCAGCCCAAGUUGUCCUUGGAGGAUUGAGGAAAGCAGGCCUACCUCAAACCACAUUUGACCAGAAUUGGGGGCUGAGAAGGUUCGUCAAGAUGCACCCGGAUGAGCGCAUGGUCAUGUUUGCCGAUGCCUUGGGACGGAGGAUAGUCGAGAGGGUCAAUGCCGUGCUUGACAAAAAUUGGGGCUCGGGAUGA
Fonsecaea nubica is the source of this 2772-nucleotide messenger RNA. RefSeq lists its product as hypothetical. Lineage: Eukaryota; Fungi; Ascomycota; Eurotiomycetes; Chaetothyriales; Herpotrichiellaceae. The transcript is spliced from 4 exons. The record is from RefSeq and is a predicted model, not a curated record. The coding region runs from base 1 to 2772 and encodes 923 amino acids.